ACCGAACCCAGUCUGAUUCUUGUCUGUUUUCUCCGCUACUUUGGCUGCUGUGCUCACACAGAAAUACCCAGAGAGAGAGAGGGCCAGUGACAGUGGGAACGAAGGAGGAUUUCGCCAAUAAAUCUCCAUCUCAUCCGUCCAUCUGUCUGUCCAACUAUCGAGCUCAGAAAUGUAUGCCGACUUUGGAGUUGCAGACCUGUUUCCAUACUUUCAGGGCUUCUCUCUGGAAGUUGAACCCCUCGAGGAGUUCUGUGGCUUUCAGAAGAACAAUGCUUCAACUAGCAACCUGAUUCAGACAUUCACCAUCUCAGAAUAUGACCUUGGGGGAGAAGGAGAUCUCUUCAAAGCUCCAGAACCUAUCAUAGAAGAACCAGAGAUGGCUCUUGAUCCCAUUACAGCUGCCGUUUCAGUGAUUUCUUCUGGGGAAAAUGUCAUGUCCUACCAAAUAAUAAAGGACACAGACAUGGAAUCAAUUCAAGGCGAGCACCUACUGAGUGAGGUAUUCUAUGGGUGCAAAAAUGCUCUCAUGGCGAAGUCUGCCAUAUCAUCCCCUGAAGUCUCAGAUAUCAAGUUUCCUUCCAUGUUAAUGGAGGAUGUUCCAAUUGCAGAGAAAGAUCAGUUAGUCAUGGAGGGGCCAAUUGAGAAAACUUUUAGCUCAGAAUGUUUGAGCUCAAUGGAGUGGACAAAUUGUGGUGCUAUAAGACCAAACUUCCUUGAUUUUCAGGUGGACUUUGAUGAUGCCUAUGGAAUUCGAAGAGCAUUCAGUGAAGGGGAUAUACAGACUCUUGGUGAUGGUAAUAUGAACUUCAUCCACUCUCACUUUAAGCGGCCAUUUACCAUUGGCAACUACACCAUUGAAGAACGCAUGCAAAGGCUUUCCAGAUACAGGAAAAAGAAGAUGAAGAGGAACUUUGGCCGGAAAAUUAAGUAUGCUUGCAGGAAAGCUCUGGCCGACAGUCAACCUAGGGUCCGUGGAAGAUUUGCAAGAACAGAAGAGUUAGAAGUUUCCAAGAAAUAGAAUAAUAUGUCAAAUGGGAGGAGCAAGAGAGAUCAGGUAGGCUUCUUCUAUUUUCCGUGGUAGUAUGGACGAGGGCAAGGAGGAUUCAAUAUAGCCCUGGCACCAACCUAGCAGCUCAAAUUUCUAUAUUAGCCAGUAGAAAAGCUGAACUAGCCAGCGUCUCUUCCUUGUUGUAGUAGUCUUUUAAUCUGUUUUGUGGGUCAAUAAUCAAUAUUAGUCGCUCGGCGUUGUAAAUAGUGCAUGUGCUUAAUAAAAGGAAUUUAGUCGCUCUCGGCUUUGUAUUUA
Molecule: messenger RNA, 1303 nt
Organism: Nelumbo nucifera (sacred lotus)
Lineage: Eukaryota; Viridiplantae; Streptophyta; Magnoliopsida; Proteales; Nelumbonaceae
Biological process (GO): regulation of flower development
Cellular component (GO): nucleus
Molecular function (GO): protein binding; DNA-binding transcription factor activity
Source: RefSeq, a predicted model, not a curated record